Hibiscus syriacus is the source of this 2137-nucleotide messenger RNA. Its product is annotated as putative disease resistance protein RGA3. The coding region runs from base 35 to 1906 and encodes 623 amino acids. Lineage: Eukaryota; Viridiplantae; Streptophyta; Magnoliopsida; Malvales; Malvaceae. Gene Ontology annotation, biological process: defense response to other organism. Gene Ontology annotation, molecular function: protein binding; ADP binding. The record is from RefSeq and is a predicted model, not a curated record. The transcript is spliced from 2 exons.
AAGGAAUAACAGAGAGCGUGGGUGCUUGGCAGACAUGGGGAAGAAAAUUGCAGAUAAGUGUAAGGGCUUGCCACUUGCAGCAAAAACACUCGGAGGUCUUUUACGUUUUAAAAGAUCUAGAGAACAAUGGCAAAGAAUCUUGGAUAGUCAUAUGUGGGAGCUUGAUGAGGCUGAAAGCGGUCUUUUUUCUCCCUUAUUACUAAGCUAUUAUGAUUUGCCAGCACCAUUAAGGCAAUGCUUCUCAUAUUGUGCCAUUUUCCCUAAAGAUCAUAAGAUAGAGAAGGAUUUGUUGAUCAAGUUAUGGAUGGCUCAAGGUUUUCUUGGAGAAGGAAAUGAGAUGCAGAUUGUUGGUGAAGAGUACUUUGAUAACUUAGCAAUGUGUUCUUUCUUUCAAGAGUUUGAGAUGGAUGAAAAUGAUGAUGGCAUAAUUAGAUGCAAAAUGCAAGAUAUCGUGCAUGAAUUUGCUCAGCUUUUGAGAAAAGGAGAAUGCUCUAUAGUAGCAAGCAAUGGCUUUGAAGAGCAAAGAGCUGAAUUGUAUCAUGAAAAUGCUCGUCAUGUAAGAGUAAUUCUUGAUAAUGAACAGGCUGUGAUUCCAAGCUCCCUUUAUAGUGCUAUAAAGCUUCGUAGCCUCAUAGUUGAUUCAUGUCCUCAUAGCGCAUCAAGUCUAAAUGCAUCUUUGCGGACAGUAUUUGAUCAUUCGACUAGUCUAAGGUUGCUAAACUUGAGCAACAAUAGAUUUCAGAGGCAAACUUCAAUAACAGAACUUCCUCGCCAAAUAGGGAAGCUGAUGCAUUUGAGAUAUCUCAGUUUGGAGGGAAAUACAGGAUUGGAAUAUUUGCCUGAGACACUGUGUAACUUAUGUAACUUACAAACUCUGAACAUCAGGUUGUGCUCAAUUCUUAAAGAGUUGCCGUUGGGAAUUGAAAGGCUAAUCAAUUUGAGGCAUCUUCAAAAUUCUGAAACAUAUGGAUGUGAAUCCAUGGGACGAAGACUGAAAAGGCUAACACUUCUACAGACAUUAGAAGAGUUUGUAGUGGUUAAUGGUAGGUCCAUGCCAUAUCAUCGGGCACCGAUUCUAGGUUUGGAUAGGAUUCCAGAAGAUUUGGAUAGGUCCAGCCUCGUUGAUUUGGGAAGCUUUGCUCAUCUUAGAGGGAAUCUCAAGAUAAUAGGACUAGGAGAUGUGAGAAGACGAACAGAUGCAGAGAAAGCUAAACUUUGGGAGAAGACUGAUCUCCGAAAUUUGACUCUCUCGUUUAUUUCCAUGUGCAAAGACAAAAGAUUUCCCAGACAAGCAUCUGCUCCUGAAUCGCCUGUUCUUGAAGCAUCUAUUCUUGAAGCCUUACAACCACCUCUGUAUCUGGAAUAUUUGAACAUAAAUCGCAUGAAUGGUCCUACCACAUUCCCCAGUUGGAUGUUGUCGUUGACGAUGUUGAGGAGGGUUACACUACAGGCUUGUUUUAAUUGGAAAACCUUGCCUCCCAUGUGGAAAUUGCCAGUCCUUGAACAUCUAGAGAUAUGGGAAAUGAAGAAUGUGAAAGAAGUAGGCCAAGAAUUCAUGGGAGCAGAGGGCGAAACAUCUUCAUCAUCAGAUAAUAACAAUAUCGCCUUCCCCAGCUUGAAACAUCUUAAAUUUCAAUUUAUGGAAGAGUGGCAAGAGUGGAAUUAUGGGAACCUACUCACUACUAUGCCACUUCUUUCUUCCUUGAGAAUCAAUAGUUGCCUCAAGUUAAAGUCGCUGCCCCGCCAACUUCUUCAGAAGACAACUCUGCAAGUAUUAGAUAUCUUCGAUUGCCCGAUCCUGAAGGAGCGUUGUUUGAGGAAUGGGACAGGGGGGGACUGGCCCUACAUCUCUCAUAUCCUCACCAUCACAAUUGAUGGUGAAAACAUACAAAGAGAUAGGAAUUGAUCAAGCUCUUCUUGGCUUCAAAGAUUUGGUAAGCUGUGGAGGCAUUUACCGGGAUGCUACCAAUCUUCCCAAAACCUGAUCUUUACAAAAUCUUGCAGCAUUAAAUCAGGUAGCCAAUCAACUUUGCAUUUGCUUUUCCUUUGUAAUCUUCAGGCAGCUAUUAUGCAUCUAUAUUUGUGUGUAAUAUGAGACAUCCUGCAUUCCAAAUAAUAUGUUUGCAUCAUAUUUGAA